AUGGUCUCGCGUCAACGCUCUGCGAGCGUGCUUUCCCAGAACAACCCUUCGAUCGCAAGCACGCCCUCACCCGGGGGAAUGAACAUGAGCAGUGCAACUCCUGGUAGUGGCAUGAACACCCCAGGGACAGUACACUAUCUGCACGACCCCGAGCAACUGAGCGAGAUCCCAAAUUUUACGGGUAACUUCUUACCUAUCCCGACGUCAGGUUCAGGUGCGGGAUACAAUACGAUGAUGACCCGCCCGAGAGCUCAUACAAGUGCUGCCUCAUCGCCUGCGGAUAUUGGUGGUGGAAUGUUUGCCGGAAUGCAGCCCAGACAGCCUUCUCGAAAUUCAAUGUUACCGGGCCAGCCCGGUAUGGGAUUGCGACAUGUUUCGACAUCAGUGUUGGAUAAUCGUAAUGGGCCAGGUGGAAUGGUAGGAGCAGGGCCAGGACCUGGAAGCAUAGGGGGAGUUGGAAAUAAUAAUGGCGGGUUUCCAAUUGGGAAUUCCCCAAUGCAAAACGGAAUUCCACCUCCUCCUCCACCCCCUCCUCCGCCCCCGCCCCCCCCACCACCUCAAAAGGAUCCUGGGUACCACCCUCAUUAUGCUACCGUGGGGAGAGGAAGGGACAGCAUGAUGAACUUUUAUGCGCAACAACAGCAUUUGCAGCAACAACAGCAGCAAAAUCUGCUGCACCAACAACAGCAGCAGCAACAGCAGCAGCAACAGAGACUUCAACCCCAAUACGGGGCUUACAAUCCUCAUCAACACCCACCACUGUCCUCUUCGGUCCCCAAAGCUCAGUUAACCCCUAUGUCUGUGCCUCUCCAUAACGGGGUCAGUGCUGGUACCACAUCCGCCGUCAACGGCAACGGUAUCACUGUGCAACAGCAGUACACCCCACAUUCACAUCUCCAUCACCCUCCCCAUCAUCCCCAACGCCCUCCCCCUGAAGUGCCUCCUAUGUACCGCCAGCCAUCAGCCCAGUCCUCAGAGAGCCUCACUUCUUUUGUGCGUCUUGAAUCGUCCGAGGCGGAUUAUAUGUCUGCACCUCACCACCCCAACGGCUCAUCUGUAUCUCUUGUGCAACAACAGUCGGGCAAUCGUAGUGUUAGUGCUAGUCAGAUUCCCGUGGGGGGUAUUACCCGGUCAUCUCAUGUAUCCCAUUCUCAACAGUCUCCUCUUGUAGCAUCAAACUCGUCUGGUCCCCUCUCGUCAGAAUCAGAAGCUGCAAUCUGGACACUGGAUAGGGUCAUCAACUAUCUCGACCGUCACGAAUUUUCAAAGGAAUGGCAACAGGCUUUCCGUAAUCUAAAUAUCCACGGCCAAGAGUUUCUGGAUAUGGGCCAUCAUAGUUCCACAAGCCUUCUCGAACGCGUGCAACCAGAAGUGCUGAGAAUUUGUGGCCAACACGCCGAACCGGCAAAAGAAAGGCAGGCGGCAAAGAACAUCAAAAAGAUGGUCCGCGAGAUGUUGAAAUUGACCAAAGUUGUCCCAAACACCCCGCCGUCCUCCUCAGGACAGAUCAGUCCACAGAAUCGGAACGACUCCUUCUCCUCAGCCGAGAGGGGCGAAUCGCCAAGUAAGCAACCACAUCUGAAAUCUCCAGUCCAGACGCGAUUCAAUCCCAAUAACAGAUCGACAACCUUACCCGUUAUGCAUCCGGAUGGGAGCUACUCGUCCUCGACAGAGCAACCGCCGUACACUAGAGGCAGUAGCGACAGCAGGAUAGAGCAGCUACACCGUCCAAAUGGGUCAGACUCUGGCCCGAAGAGUAGAGCUCUCAAUAAUGUUGUCGACCAGGUGGGUCGACAUAGUCCGUCUAAUUCGGAGACAAGUUACCAGACUAUUCCUACCCAUAGACACGAGAAGAGCAACUCGACGGAGUCGAUUGCAUCAAGUAUAAAUAAUAGUAUGAUGAAUAGAGCAGGCGAUGGAAAGGGAACAACCAAAGCACUUCAAGUUUUAGGAGUACACCCCAAGCCGGUCGAGAGGCAAGAUACGCAUGAGAAGUCCAGGGGUACAAAGAUUGUGGAUAAGAUCCGAAGACUGGGGGCGAGGAAGGAAUCGAAGGAUGAUGAGAGUAUGGACGAUGUUGAUUCGCCAACUUCACCUGGUUGGAGAUCGGCAGGUGUUCCUUUUUCAAUCGCGGAACAUAAUGCCAGUGAUUCUUCGCUCGAUCGUCAUUCAAUUUCAUCGGUUGAUGUCAAUCUAAGAGGGAGGCAAAAGGUUUCUAGGGCAGCAACUGCAGCGAAUGGCGUUACUGGGGCUGCAAAUCAAAGAAAGUUUGUAUUUGCAACGAAAGAUGGAAGAAUCUGGGUUUUGGUUGAAGUUACGAAGCUGGAUACAGUGGAAUCUCUACGGAAAAUGGUUUGCGCGGAGUUGGGGAUUGGCGAGUGGGAUAUUGCAUCAAUUCAUCAGACGGAAGUUGGUCAAGGAGCGAAUUUAAAUGAAGAACCAGCUCUUACGGACGACCAGUUGAUACAAUCUUACAGGACAAAGGCAGAUAGUAUUGCGAGUUUGAGAUUUUUCGUUUGCCCUGCAGUGCAGUCUUACGAUGCCACAGCUGCAGCGAACGCCUCUAGUCAACUGAAUUCUCCAGCUCAGUUGGGUUUCUUCAACAGCGAGCAACAGCGAGGCUUGAAGCCGCACCCAUUGCAAGUUGAGCGCUCAAAGAGCCUGUUAAAUUCAGAAGCCUCAACAUUGAAACAAGAUGGUGGUCCCUUAGCGGCACGUCAGGACGAACUCUUCUUUCCCCAGGGCUCAGCACAGGGUGGAUCUUUCAAUUCUUUCCUUAACGGCCCUCAUAAGGGUUCUGCGGGUACUUCACAAUUGGAGGCCGCAGCCCAAAGUCGCAGGGGUGAGCUGGGUAAACAACAUCAACAUCGUGAGCCGGUACAGCAUAAAGGAUUUGAACGGGAAAAGAAUCCUGGUUUUGUUAAGGUUCAGACUGCACCUUAUGCAGGCAGGGGAGUGGUUGAUUUUGAUAACCCAAGAUCAUCGCCGUACGAAGAUAAGCAGUUUGAGCCAUUGAUCCCACAGAGGAGACCGCCGCCGCCACCGGCAGGUGCUUCCGCUCGUAAUUCAGUGGUUUCUCUAACUAGACGCGACUCAACGAAGAGUAACGCUAGUUGGAAUCAGGAUGAGCGCACUCACAUCGAGUACCCGCCCGUGCCAAGGAGGGUGAGCGUGCGACGACGGAAGGGGCAGGAAAUGUCAGAAGUCGGAACAAAGAGGAAGGCUGUCCCGCAGAUGCGACACCCUGACCUUGGAGUGCAGAGUGGGUUCCCAGCAAUUACUGGUAGUCCUGGAGGUGCUCUGGCUUCGCUACUUUCAGGGGGUUUGAUGGGGGCUGGCAUUACCAAAACACCGAUUCCCGGCGUUCCUAGGGAACUGACAAGGGAUCCUGCGCCAUCUGCAUCUACAGUUUCACUACCCACAUAUUCUAAUCAACCAAACCAACAAUAUCAUCAAGCAGGAGUUAACGAGCCUUCAGGACCACAGCGUGCAAUUGCCACAGUCAAUUUUGGAGAGUCAAGCUCAAGCAGCCCUCGCUCAGAAGUAGGAGCUGGCCCUGGGAAGCUCACAUUACACAUUCCGGAUGUUGCACGGCAAGCAUCGCCUGAGAUCAGCUUCGGCAUUGGCGGGGACGCUCCCCCAGGUAUUCGAAAAUCAGCAUUUGGGACUGAUGGGGAAAUUCCUUUCAGAGAAAACGAGGUUCACUUUGAUGGUGAUGGGUUUGAGGCUACGGGUGAACUAGAUGACGAUAAGGAUGACAGUGACGACGGGUUGUUUGCGAAACCUUUGAGGCAGACAAAGCAACCUAAAGUGGAAGUUCCGGAGGCUGAACCGAUUCCCGAGAGGCAAUUGGAUUCUCCAAAACCUACUUUGACACUCUCGACCAAGAAUGUGACAUUCAAGCCAACACCGAAUACCUCGGCGACAGCAAGCGGUAGUGCAACAACCGCGCAAUCACCCCCUACACCCGAGUUUGAAGAAGGCGAUGAUAAGCAGGGGCUCAAUUCGCCAGCUGGAUUCCAAAACCCAUGGUCGGCGCCUCAGUCGGCUGUUGCGCAAUCACCAGCAGACCUUAUGCGUAUCGGUCGUCAAGAUUCUUUCAACUCAAAAGACAAUUGGGCGUCGCGUCCCCCUCCAGAAGCGCUUAUUAACCAUCUUGACGAAUUUUUCCCAAAUCUUGAUCUUGAUCAGCCAAUUAUCGACGAGGCUGCCACUACUUCACCCCCUGCGUCCCCGGUUGUAGUUACAGAGAACGAACCGAAGACGUACCAAUUAACAGAUACACCUGCAUCCUCAUCUGCAUUGAUUGAAGGCACAUCGUCUGAUUCUGUACCCGUUGCGUCAGAUGCUCCGGGAAUCAAGCGGGCAGUACCAUCAGUGGCACAACGGAGUCUUGGUCGCUCACAACUUGGCAGAAUGAAGUCAAUUCGUGAAGUUGCUAAGGGGGCACACGAGCAGCGGAAGCGAUACACGAACCCAAAUAUUCAAGGAAUUAAAAACGGUGACAUUCUGCGUCGCAAGAGCACAAAAUUGUUUGGUGCAAAACUUAUUGAGGUUAAGCCCGGUGAAGGGAAGCGGGGAGCUAUGCAGCAACAAUUACAGGUCCAACAACCUCAACAACAGAUGCAGCAGCCGCUUGGUGGAAUUAAGCGUCAAGCUACCUUUAGGUGGUUCAAGGGACAGCUAAUCGGAAAGGGAACUUACGGGAGAGUGUACCUCGGAAUGAACGCAACUACGGGAGAGUUCUUAGCAGUGAAACAAGUUGAGGUGUCGAGACAUGUAUCACCAGGUGAAUCCGAACGCCAGAAGGAAAUGAUCGCUGCGCUCAACCAGGAAAUCGACACCAUGCAGCACCUCGACCAUGUCAAUAUCGUCCAGUAUCUUGGGUGCGAGAGAAGGGAGCUGAACAUGAGCAUUUUCCUGGAGUAUAUCUCUGGUGGCAGUGUAGGAAGUUGCUUGAGGAAACAUGGACGCUUCGAAGAACCGGUGGUUCGAAGCUUGACAAGGCAGACACUGAGCGGCUUGGAGUACUUACAUCGUGAGGGGAUCUUGCACAGAGAUUUGAAGGCUGAUAAUAUUUUGCUUGACGUUGACGGCACUUGCAAGAUUUCAGAUUUUGGUAUUUCGAAGAAGAGUGAUAACAUUUAUGGUGAUGAUCCCGGUAACUCUAUGCAAGGAUCAGUCUUUUGGAUGGCACCUGAGGUCAUCAGACCCGAGAAACAAGGCUACAGUGCCAAGAUUGAUAUCUGGUCGCUCGGGUGUGUGGUACUCGAGAUGUUUGCUGGCCGCAGACCAUGGAGUAAGGAGGAAGUUAUUGGUGCCAUCUACAAGCUUGGUAGCGAAAGACAGCCGCCGCCGAUUCCCGAGGAUGUCUCUGAAGUUGUUUCUCCAAGUGCUAUCGGAUUUUUGGCAGAUUGCCAUACUAUUGAACCAUCCGAGAGACCGACUGCUGCAACGUUGUUGAAUGAGCAUGAGUUCUGCUCGUUGGACCCGAACUUUAACUUCGAGGAAACAAGCCUUUACUUGAAGAUCAAAGGAACAUUUACUACAGAGUGA
Morchella importuna is the source of this 5556-nucleotide messenger RNA. RefSeq lists its product as uncharacterized. The coding region runs from base 1 to 5556 and encodes 1851 amino acids. Gene Ontology annotation, biological process: protein phosphorylation. Gene Ontology annotation, molecular function: protein kinase activity; ATP binding. The record is from RefSeq and is a predicted model, not a curated record. The transcript is spliced from 7 exons. NCBI's taxonomy places the organism in Eukaryota, Fungi, Ascomycota, Pezizomycetes, Pezizales, Morchellaceae.